AUGGCAUCGGCUAUCGAAUGUGACGUAAGCACACUCAGCAUUGAAGACAGCACUAAGCUAGACAGUACAAAUAGUUUGAACAUUAAUGACGAUAAAAUUGCACGAAUCAGCCCAGUUGAUGAUCCAAAUGUUGUUAGUAGGAAACAAUCCGCCAGCGAUCUACAAAGCCGUCUCAAAACUCGAAAACUUCUUGGAGUUGGCGAGCUUGCCGGAGACAAUGGCGAAGUCUACAAGUCCAAGAUUUCUCAAUUGCUUGGAAUUAACGAAAGCUUAUACGUCCGCCUUCCGCGUGGUAUGCUUUACUGGAACUCUUUCAACACUCUUUACUUUUUGAUGCUCGGAGCAUUGUUUGUUUUCAUCCCGUAUUAUGGUUCUUUCGCCGAAUUUGGCACCGGAUUGUCUACUGCAGAAUCAUACAGAUUUGCUCGAUUGUACGGUAUCAUGAUGUUCGCGUUCGGAACAUUCUUCAAGUAUAGAUAUGUCCUACAACAACGUGAGACCCGUGCAGAAAUCGCUACUUUGCUUUUGGUCACUGCUGCCCUACACAUGGCCCAAUUCACCGUUAUGGCGACAAUGAGUGGCGAGGUCGUUUGGUGGGCGCUUACUUUGAAGGGUUUCUGCGUUGCUGGCAACAUGUGUUAUCACACUUUGGUUGAUGGGCAGGGUGGUAUUCACCGUCAAUUUUUCCGCGUCUUCGAGGAAUGUUCAUUCCUUUCGACUUCCCCAGUCGUUGAGAAGAAACCGAUAAUCGGAGUUCAGCCAACCGAGUCAGCCAGUGAGCAGGAGGCUAAGAAGAACGAAUAA
Caenorhabditis bovis is the source of this 804-nucleotide messenger RNA. Lineage: Eukaryota; Metazoa; Nematoda; Chromadorea; Rhabditida; Rhabditidae. The record is from the annotation of a GenBank genome assembly.